GCAUACAUUAGGGGGAUUACCAAUAGACCCCUGGCUGUCUUCAAUAAGGCACUGGAGAGGCACCUAAAGUCAGUUCCUGACUAGCCGAUCUGUGGUUCGUACGUCGGUUUGCGUGCGACCAGCAGUAACAGCCUGGUCGCAGGCCCUGAUCCACUGCGAGGCCUGGUCACAUACCAGGCCGUGAAGGCAUUGACCUCCAAAACCCUCUCCAGACUCGCACCAAUAGCAUGGUUAAUCAGGCAAUGCGCUGGGAGGCCUGGCCUGGGACUGGAUCAUGAGGGCGAUGAAUGAUGCUGACCUUCGGAACACUCUCCGGGUAGACUGAAGGAUGGAACAAAAUAGAAUGACUUCGAGAGUGUAUAAAUCUGUAGUGGAGUGAUUAGAAAAAAGAAAUUUGGUAAAAUAACUGCACAAAAUGCAAGCACAACACAAUAGAGAUGCUUCCACGGUAAGGUAACCAUGGGUGGAUGUUGUGACAUUCACUGCGCCAACUAGUGGCAGCGUAUCUGAAGCUCACCAGCAUUUUCCGUUAGCCCAAGUCGUCUGAUCUCCAAGGUAAAUACACUUUAUAAAACCAGUUUAUUUCUUUACAUAUUCUUUUAUUAUGUCUUUAUACAAUAUUUCUUAUUUAUAAAUACAUUUUUCUUAUUUAAAAACCCAUAACAAAAAACUUGGGGUGGUUUUUUGGGGGGCUGGAACGGAUUAAUGGCAUUUCAAUUACGUAACUGCAAUGAGGAGAAUUGAUUUGAUAUAUGAGCAAACUGAGUUACAAGCUCAGUCACAAAACGAAUUAAACUCGUAAGUCAAGCUACCACUGUAACGUUGAUCUCUGAAUACUUGUCUAUUCUAGGGUUCAGUUCUGCUUUAUCCUAAUCUCUGUUAUUGGUGUAGUAGCAUCAUGGAUGGUACCUGGAGUUUACCUGGAGAGAGUUCCGGGGGUCAACGCCCCCGCGGCCCGGUCUGUGACCAGGCCUCCUUAGGUCAGUGUCCCAGGAUGCGACCCACACCAGUCGACUAACACCCAGGUACCCAUUUUACUGAUGGGGAACAUAGACAACAGGUUGAAAGAAACACGUCCAAUGUUUCUACUCUGGCUGGGAAUCGAACCCAGGCCCUCACCGUGUGAAGCGAGAGUGUUAACCACCAGGCCACCAGAUAUCCACCAGAUAAUUCUAAUUGUUUCCCAGGCAUCAUUUACAUCAGUAUAAUUUUUUUUACAAGCUAUUUGCAGUUUUGUUGCUUAUGUACUAGUGUUUCUUUGCUCAGUAUUUUAUGUUGUGCUGUUGCUUCAUGUGGGGUGUUUCUGAUGCAGUAAGUGCUAAGAUAGUCAAUAAGCCCUUUAGGAAUGAUUUCUGACUGUUUUCUAUACUUUUUAAAUAAUCUGUGAACAAGUGUGGUGGCUGAAAAAUUGCAUAUUCUGGGUUGGUUCAGGGAUUAGCUGCUUACAAUUAUUUAAUUCCAGAAUUUGCUUAUAUCAUUUUACAUAACUUAUUUCAUUGUUGAAAGGGGGAUAUUGAAAUUAAUUGUGGCUUACAGUUCAGCCCAAUUUUUUAUAUUACCCUUGCAGUGUAUCUUAAGAACUAUCUUUGGAAGGAUGAUAAACAACUCCAACUAGUAUGGGUUUUGUUUUGGGUAGCAUGAUGUUAAUAAUUAGGUGUUCCAUAGCUGGAUUGCUAGCGCACUCAGCUCGCACACUGAGGUCCAGAGGUCAAUCCCCUUGUACAUGUACUCGUAGCAAUAGAUAUACAGUGGAACCUUGAAAAUUGAACGUACCAAAUAUUGAACGUUUCGAAAAUAAGACCAUUUUUUGGGACAAACUGUGUACCAAAAAUCAAACGCAUUUCAAAUUUCGGACCGCCAGGUACGGGACCUGUCCGCUGGCCCGCUCUGUCCGCGUCCCCGCGCAGGCGCCGUGAGCAGUCUAGCUUUGUUUAUGCUUGAGUGAACACUAACCUGCGCUCUCAUUCACACAUUUUACGACUAUUUCAUUGUGUUUAGUGCUUGUGGGACUGUGAAAUAAGCUGCCAUGGGCCCAAAGAAACUUGCUAGUGGUACCCCUGUGGUAAAGAAAGUGAGAAACACCAUAGAUGUGAAGAAGGAAAUAAUACAGAAGUAUGAGAGUGGUGUGAGACUUGUUGAGCUUGCCAGGAUGUAUGGGAAAAACAAGUCGACCAUCGGUUCUAUCCUGGCAAAGAAAGAACAAAUCAAGGAAGCUGAUGUUGCAAAAGGUGUUAAUAUGCUAACCAAAAAAAGACCACAAAUAGUUGAAGAGGUUGAGAAGUUGUUGCUGGUGUGGAUCAAGGAUAAAGAGAAUGCAGGUGAUAGUGUUUCAGAGACAAUUAUUUGCGAAAAGGCAAGGAAGUUGCAUGCCGAUCUGGUACAGAAAACUCCUGGAACCAGUGCUGAUAGUGAAUUUAAGGCCAGCAGAGGCUGGUUUGAGAAAUUUAAGAAGCGUAGUGGCAUACACAAUGUUGUAAGACAUGGUGAGGUAGCCAGUUCAGACAAACGGGCGGCUGAAAAGUUUGUACAGGAGUUUAAGGGGUACAUAGACAGUGAAGAAUUCAAACCUGAACAAGUGUUUAAUUGUGACGAAACAGGCUUGUUUUGGAAGAAAAUGCCAAAAAGGACCUUCAUCACACAGGAGGAAAAGGCACUGCCAGGACACAAGCCUAUGAAAGACAGGCUUACUCUUUUGUUCUGUGCAAAUGCUAGUGGUGAUUUUAAAGUGAAGCCUUUACUUGUGUAUCAUUCAGAAAAUCCCAGAGUGUUGAAGAAAAACAUUGUCUUUAAGAACAAGUUAUGUGUCUUGUGGAAAGCUAAUCAUAAGGCAUGGGUCACAAGACAAAUUUUCAAAGAGUGGGUCAGUGAAGUGUUUGGCCCCAGUGUGAAAAAAUACCUCCAGGAAAAGAAAUUGCCACUCAAGUGCCUCCUGUUAAUGAACAAUGCUCCUGCUCAUCCUCCAAACUUAUUAGACCUCUUGUCUAAGGACUUCAGUUUUAUAAAAGUGAAGUUCUUGCCUCCUAACACCACUCCUCUCCUCCAGCCCAUGACCAGCAGGUCAUUUCUAACUUCAAAAAACUACACAAAAGUAGUGUUUGAAAAGUGCUUUGAAGUGACCAUAGACACUAAGUUGACCCUAAGAGAGUUCUGGAGGAAUCACUUCAACAUCUACAACUCCAUAAGCCUUAUAGGUAAGGCUUGGGAGGGAGUGACUUCCAGGACUUUGAACUCUGCUUGGAGACAGUUGUGGCCAGAUUGUGUCCAAAAGAGGGAUUUUGAAGGGUUUGAGGCUGACCCUGACCCUGACCCAGCUCACCCUCUGCCUGUUGUGGACUCUAUUGUGGCAUUGGGGAACACCCUGGGGUUGGAGAUGAGUGGUGAGGAUGUGGAAGAGUUGGUGGAGGACCACAGGGAAGAGCUAACCACUGAAGAACUGCAAGAGCUUCAUCUGGAGCAGUAUCAGACCACAGCUGAGGAACUUGCUUCAGAGGAGGAAGAGGGAGUGGAUGAGGUGCCUUCUUCAAAGAUUAAGGAGAUUUGUGCCAAGUGGAAUGAUGUCCAAUGUUUGUGCAGAAGUACCACCCUGAGCAAGCUGAAACAAGCCAUCUUUGCAACAAGUUCAGUGACAGAACCAUGUCCCAUUUUAGGGAAAUGUUAAAGAGGUGCCAGAAACAGAGGACUGUGGACAGUUAUUUUGUGAGACAGGGGUCCAGUGACUCUCAAGCUGGUCCUAGUGGCAUUAAAAGACAGAGAAGGGAAGUAACCCCAGAGAGGGCUUUACCUGAAGUCCUCAUGGAGGGGGAUUCUCCUUCCAAACACUAACCCCAACUCCCUCUCUCCUCCUCCCUAUCUUCCAGAUGCCAUCACCAAUCUUCAAUAAAGGUAAGUAAAAAUGUUAUUUUAUAUUUUAUACAGUAUUAUAUGUAUGUAUUAUUUUAUAUGUAUGUUAUUUUAUAUGUAUGUAAAACUGUAAUUAACGCUUAAAUGGUCCAAACGUAUAUAUACGUUUUUUCAACAUCUGAAAGUAUGUAAAAAAAUGUAGAUCUUCCUUUUUGUUUUACAUUUGAAAAUGUGUAAAAAACUUUUAUCUACAUUUUUUUUUUUGUUAUAUUUGAAAAUAUGUAAAAAAAAGUAGAUCUACUUUUGUAGCACUGCGAAUUUGAACGUCGAUCUGUUUGGACCGUUUAAGGGUUAAUCUCUAUAAAAUGUAUUUUUUGUGUGAAUAUUUUUGGGUUUCUGGAACGGAUUAAUUGUACUGUAUUUCCAUUAUUUCUUAUGGGAAAUAUUGAUUCGAAUUUCAGACUUUUCGAAAUUAGAACUAGCUCCUGGAACGGAUUAAGUUUGAUUUUUGAGGUUCCACUGUAUUGAGAGUAAGUUUGUCGGUAAUCAUCCAAGUAGAUAUUUUUAGUAGUUCAGUAUUUACUGUGUGUUAGUAUGGUUGGGUUUGGGUGAGAAAAGACAUAAGUUGUGUCAUCUGCAAAUAAAAUGGGUUUAAGGAGAUUAGAUGCAUUUGGUAGGUCAAUGAUGUAAAUGAGGAAGAGAAGUGGGCCAAGAAUGCUUCCUGUGGGACUCCAACAAGAACAGGUUGUGUAGUGGAACUGGCUCCAUUUGUGUAUACAUACUGGGUUCUGUUGUUGAGAUAAGAUUUUAGGUAAUCAAGAGAGUGUCCUCUGACCCUGUAAUGUUCAAGAUUUUGGUGCAAAAGAUCAUUGUCAGCUGUAUCAAAAGCUCUUCGUAAGUCUAUGAAAAGUCCCAGGGAAAAUUAAUUUUUCUCGAGUGCAGAGUAUGUUAGUUCAAGCAUAUGUAUAAUGUUGGUUUUCUAAACAAUUUAAAGUAUAAGGUUGUUAAAUAUGGCACCAGUGGUGUCCAUUCUGUGACUGCCAGGGCCACGUAACAUAAAGCAUUUCCUCACUAUAUAUACAUAGUAUAUAUAAAAACAAACACACACAUACAGAGAGAGAGAGAACAGGGAUAGAAGUCGUAGAGCCAGAAAUGAAUAUGCACAGGUAAGAAGGGAGGCCCAAUGACAAUAUGAAAAUGACAUAGCAGCAAAAGCCAAAUCUGACCCAAAGCUGUUGUACAGCCAUAUCAGGAGGAAAACAACAGUCAAGGACCAGGUAAUCAGGCUAAGGAAGGAAGGAAGGAGGAGAGAUCACAAGAAGCAACCGUGAAGUAAGUGAGGAACUCAGAGAUUCAAAGAAGUGUUCACAGAGGAGACAGAAGGGACUCCAGAAAGACGGAGAGGUGGGGUACACCAUCAAGUGUUGGACACAAUACAUACAACCGAGGAAGAAGUGAAGAGGUUGCUGAGUGAGCUAGAUACCUCAAAGGUGAUGAGGCCAGACAACAUCGAUCCAUGGGUCCUAAGAGAGGGAGCAGAGGCGCUAUGUGUACCCCUAACAACAAUAUUCAACACAUCCAUUGAAACAGGGCGACUACCUGAGGCAUGGAAGACAGCAAAUAUAGUCCCAAUUUUUAAAAAAGGAGACAGACAUGGAGCAUUAAACUACAGACCAAUGUCACUGACAUGUAUAGUAUGCAUAGUCAUGGAGAAGAUUAUCAGGAGAAGAGUGGUGGAACACCUAGAAAUGAAUGAGCUUAUCAAUGACAGCCAACCUACUGGAGUUCUAUGACAGGGUGACAGCAGUAAGACAAGAGAGAGAGGGGUGGGUAGACUGCAUUUUCUUGGACUGUAAGAAGGCGUUUGACACAGUUCCACACAAGAGAUUAGUGCAAAAGCUGGAGGACCAGGCAGGGAUAACAGGGAAGAGAUCUGGACAGGCUGCAGGCCUGGUCCAGCAACUGGCUCCUGGAGUUCAACCCCAAAAAGUGCAAAGUCAUGAAGAUUGUGGGAAGGUUAAAGAAGACUGCAGAUAGAGUAGUCAAACUUCACUCAAGGAAAAAGGUCUUGGGGUGAGCAUAAUAUCAGGCACAUCUUCCGAGGGGCACAUCAACCAAAUAACUGCUGCAGCAUACGGGCACCUAGCAAACUUAAGAACAUCAUUCCGGUAUCUUAAUAAGGAAUCGUUCAGGACCCUGUACACUGUGUACGUUAGGCCCAUAUUGGAGUAUGCAACACCAGUUUGGAACCCACACCUAGCCAAGCAUGUAAAGAAACUAGAGAAGGUGCAAAGGUUUGCAACAAGACUAGUCCUAGAGUUAAGGGGUAUGUCCUACGAGGAAAGGUUAAGGGAAAUCCACCUGACAACAUGGAGGACAGGAGAGAUUGGGGGAACAUGAUAACAACACAUAAAAUGCUGAGAGAAAUUGACAAGGUGGACAGACAGAAUGUUCCAGAGAUGGGACACAGCAACAAGGGACCACAGUUGGAAGUUGAAGACUCAGAUGAAUCACAGGGAUAUUAGGAAGUAUUUCUUCGGUCACAGAGUUGUCAGGAAGUGGAAUAGUUUGGGAAGCAAUGUAGUGAAGGCAGGAUCCAUUCGUAACUUUAAGAAGAGGUAUGAUAAAGCUCAUAUAGCGGGAAGAGUGACCCAGUAACGGCCAGUGAAGAGGCAGGGCCAGGAGCUGUGACUCAACCCCUGCAACCACAACUAGGCGCACGCAUGCGCACGCACGUGCACACACGAGCGUGCGCGCGCGCACACACACACACACACACACACACACUUACAUACAUACAUACAUAGUCAUUCAUUUAUUCCCCAAUAAGUACGCUUCAGAGGCUUAAAUGAAACAUGUUUAUGAAAACACUAAUGGUUAUAUUUUUUAUAUUCAUUAAGAUAUAUCAUGUACAUACAGAAAUAGGGGAAAAUAAAAGACUAAAGAUGUAGAGGCACUGCGAGUGGCCAUCAUAUUCUUGAGAGGUGUGCCUCUUUACUGUCACUAAUGACUGGUAUAGUAAACUCCCUCUCUAUUGCCCCUUAACACCUGUACAAAACUAUUUAAAUACAUUAACACUCCACAUAUACAGUGUCACAUAGCAAACAUUUCUGCAUUGGCUUUAUAACACUCUGUACGUUAUGGAUUUAAACUAGAAAUUAUCACAUACUGUAUAUUAAAUAAAAAUAAGUCCUUAUGAUAUAUAUUGCUUGAGAUAAAAUAAUUAAAAAUUUGUGUAAAUCAAUGCUAACCACCGUAUCAAUCUAGGAUUUCUGUGGUUCAUAUCAGGUCACUUGGCUAUUCAUUUAGCUGAAGUGUUUUACAAUUUUGCAACUGAUUUAGUUAAGAAAUAGAUCUUUAUAUAUAUCUCUCGGUCCACUGCAGGACGUGAACCCGCACACAAUGCAUCAAAGCACUCGGCAAUUUGGCCACAUGUCUAAAGUACUGUGUACUUAGAUGCAGUGUGUGUGCAGAUUCAAAUCCUGCUAUGGACUGAGAGAUAAUGUUCAUAAAUAAUUUUGCCUGUUUGUAAAUUGUUAAGAAUUAUGUGUGUGUUUGUGUGUAUGUUUUUAAGUGUAUGUGCAUGUUUUUGUGUUGUAUGUAUGCAUGCAUGCAUGCAUAUACUACAUGGAUAUAUGUAUAUAUAGCUUUUUAAGGCAGAGCAUGUCAAACAAUUAGAACUACCCUAAAAAUGUAAAAUUUUGAAAUUUCUCGUAUAUUUACGGUUACAUUUUUUGUGAAUUUGCGUAUAUCAAUUAUAAAUUGCACACUAAAAUUCAGCAACCUUAUCUAACCUUCCGGAAAUUAAAGCACAAUACAAUUUAGCUUAAUCCUCCCCAAUGUGUGUUAAGUAUGCCUAAAUUUACUAUUAACCCUUAAACUGUCCAAACGUAGAUCUACGUUCACUUGCGUAGCGCUCUGAAUA
Messenger RNA from Cherax quadricarinatus, 7765 nucleotides. NCBI's taxonomy places the organism in Eukaryota, Metazoa, Arthropoda, Malacostraca, Decapoda, Parastacidae. The record is from RefSeq and is a predicted model, not a curated record.